This is a messenger RNA of Sinocyclocheilus rhinocerous, 2591 nucleotides long. RefSeq names its product major facilitator superfamily domain-containing protein 12-like. The record is from RefSeq and is a predicted model, not a curated record. Gene Ontology annotation, cellular component: plasma membrane. The transcript is spliced from 10 exons. Gene Ontology annotation, biological process: carbohydrate transport; regulation of melanin biosynthetic process; pigment metabolic process involved in pigmentation. Lineage: Eukaryota; Metazoa; Chordata; Actinopteri; Cypriniformes; Cyprinidae. Gene Ontology annotation, molecular function: symporter activity. The coding region runs from base 212 to 1660 and encodes 482 amino acids.
ACAAUUAAAACCGAAAACAGCCACUGCUGGAUGCAAACGAUCAAUGGCAGAAACCAUUUCACGUUUACUUCAAAACUAAAGCAUCCUUCUGAUCGUUUUCAAUGGGAUUCAGAGUUCAUUUCAGUCGUUUGACUCAUUGGUAGCUGCGCGCAAGAGAGUCGCUCUUUCUUUCAGGCUGCACGAGCCGUUUACUGUUUCCUUCAUUCACACAAUGUCCGAUCAGCCGGUAACUUUACCCGUGUGCAGGCGACUGACGUACGCCGCGGGACAUUUCUUCAACGACCUCUGCGCGUCUAUGUGGUUCACGUAUUUACUGGUGUAUUAUCACUCGGUUCUCGGUUUCAAUGAUAAGAACGCAGGUGCGCUGCUGCUGGUCGGGCAGGUCGCGGACGGGAUCUGCACUCCGCUCGUCGGUUACGAAUCCGAUCGGACGUCAGGAUGUGGAAAGUAUGGGAAAAGAAAGACCUGGCAUUUAGUGGGAACAAUAAGCGUAUUUGCCUCCUUUCCCUUCAUAUUCAACCCCUGCAUUGGAUGUGAUGAGAACACCCCACAGACCACAGGACUGAUUUACAUCAUCCCAUUCAUCAUCAUCUUCCAAUUUGGCUGGGCUGCUACCCAGAUAUCCCACCUGUCGCUCAUUCCUGAGCUGGUCACAUGCGAGCACGCCAAAGUGGAACUAACAUCAUACAGGUAUGCUUUCACAGUGGUGGCAAACAUUGCGGUAUAUGCUGUGGCUUGGCUCUUGUUCCACUUCCAAUCCCAACAUACAGAAGACCCAUCGAUUUCCCAGAAUCUGGGCUGGGUUGAUGUUCCCACAUUCAGAUAUCUGGCACUCAUAAUGUGGGCCAUCGGUACCGUUACCUCCGUCAUCUUUCACAUGGGCACUAAGGAGGAAAGAGACCAACCUCUGGAGAGUGAAGAGACUGCAAUCCCCAGCUCUUUCCAGAGCUCCGGACCCCUGCUCCAAUGGAAACACUGGCUCGUCGAGCCUGCCUUCUAUCAGGUUGCCAUACUAUAUAUGUGCACAAGACUGAUAGUAAAUUUGUCCCAAAUAUACAUCCCGAUGUAUCUGAUAAACUCCGUAUCACUUCCAAAGAACUACAUUGCAACUAUUCCCCUGGUCAUGUAUGUCAGUGGGCUUGUGUCUUCUCUGCUUAUGAAGCCUGUUAACAAAUGGAUCGGCGCCUCUAUUACCUAUUUUGUAGGUCUUGUGCCCAUAAUGGUGUUUUCCUUUUGGGUUUUGGUGGACACAAACAUGGGUCCACGGGUUUACGGAGCCGCCGUGCUGCUGGGAGCCGGAUCUGCUGUCAUUCUGGUCAUGUCACUGUCCAUGACUGCCAAUCUGAUCGGAGAUCAAAGACAAAGUGGUGCUUUCGUGUAUGGUGCAAUGAGUUUCACUGAUAAGGUGGCAAAUGGAAUUGGGGUCAUGAUAAUACAGACUUUACACCCCUGUCACACACUGGACUCUGACUGCAAAUGGUUUUACCGCACUGUCAUGGUGAUCGUCACCGGCGGUGUGGCUGGCGUUGCAGCUCUCUGUCUCUCUACCAUUCUCAUCUGGCCCAUCGCAAUUCGCCGACGUCUCGCGGUCAUCAGAGGGCUGAUGGGUACAGAUGACGAUGAGACGAGCAGCCGUGAGAUCAAUGGAAUACUGAACUGACAGAUUCAGUGUUAAAAACGUAAAAACUCUCAACAUUCGGUGAAACACUGGGCCGCACUACAGAGGAAAUGCUAUGUUUACUUUUCUAACUAACCAGGAACAAGGAAAAGAAGAAAAUAUGCUGCGCUGUGGUCAUGAGUUCUUGUCUCAGCACUUUGGAGAUGCGAUUUUUUUUAGCAUUGUUCUUACAUUCUCAAGAGGCAAUUUGUGUGAUGUUUUUAUGAGCUCAGGUCUGUCACAUGGAGUGACGACUUAAACAGGGCAACAAUUACACAACACAUUCAAGACGAGGAAGUUGCUCUGUUGAAAAAUUGCCAAACAUUUCUUAGGAUUCCACUGGACAUCAAAAGCACAUCUAGUUUGUAUGAAAACUUUGUGAAGUGCCUUUUGAAUACAAUACAGAUACUGACCAUUCUUGAAAGUUUCGCAGAUACUUUUAUUCAAAGUGACUUGCUGUAAAGUUGCAAUAGCACAAAUAUGUUUGCAGUAAAGCUUGUUCAGGCAGUUAUGCCUGUACUGUUUUGAAGUGGUACACGUGAUACUUGUAAGAGAUUCGUCUCCUUUUUACUAAAACUAAUAGUUUUGGGUUGGUGUCAUUCUGUUGUCACUGGUUCUGCAUUUACAUUCCAUGGACCAGAACAAAGAAAUAUUCACUGCUCAAUUAAAUAACACAUCCAUUUUUAAGCUGUUUACUGCUCUGCCGAGAGAAAACUAGCUAGUCGGCCACAUUAAUACUGCUUUGACGUUUUAUGUUCACCAGUAGGUUGUUAAACCUAUUUUUUAUCCACUAGAGGGAGACAUGUUAAAGAGCACAGUGGCGCUACUGUUGUCCCGCUGCUGUGGAUUUUCGAAAUUGACAAAGUAGAAAAAGAACUUAAUUUUGGGCAUUGUCAUCCAUCAUGUUUCAACUUAUGUCAUAAAAAAUAAACAG